AUCAAAAAUAUCUUGUGUCAUAAAACUUGACUUUUCAAAUUUUUGUGUUUGAUUUUCCUUGCAGUAUAAAUAUGUUUGUACCUCGGCAAUUUUAUAAAAUAACUUUCUCUCCAUUCUUCACUGCUACGAGAAAUCAUCAAGUAACCGUUGUUGGGGCGACAAAUGAUGUCGGACAAACAGCAUCGCUACUACUGCGGACUUGUCCUUCUGUAAGCAAAUUAGUCCUGCACGACACAACCGAUAGCACGCCCGGAGUAGUUUUAGAUUUAUCACACAUCCCAUCCAAAUCAAAAGCUACAGGUUACUGCGGUCGAAGUACAUUAGAAGAGGCCUUAGAAGGAUCAAGUUUAGUUCUAGCCGUUGGAGGCUUACCACAAAAAUGUCCACCGACAUCACGAUCGAUAUUGUCUCAAAACGCGGAUUUUAUAAAAAUAGUUGCUUCCGCGGUGACUAGAAUUACACCAGUACCAUUCUUUGGUAUAGUAACAGAACCGAUUAAUACGCUCGUACCGAUGGCAGCUGAGGUUAUGCGGCAUCAGGGAUGUUACGAACAGAACAAAUUAUUUGGUGUAACCAUCAUCGAUGCGUUGAAAGCGCAGACUUUGUACGCCAAAGCGAACGGUUUCGUGCACAGCGAGUGUCACGUGCCGGUUAUUUGUGGCCAUUCAAGAGACACUAUGGUUCCAUUAUUAUCCCAGGCGAGUCCUAGCACAGUACUGCCUGAAGAAAAAUGUCAAGAUUUAGUAUCUACACUUCGAGAUUAUACAACUUAUGAAAAAGCGUCUUCUCCAUUAGUACCUUCAUUAUCAAUUGCAUAUAGCGUAUAUUUAUUUACCCAAAGGAUAUUAGAAGCGUUAGAUGGACAAAUAUCUCACGUGAACGCUUUGGUAGAGAACAAUGAUUUCGGUACCUCAUAUUUCUCAGGUCUGGUAGAAGUUAAUCAGAAAGGAAUCGGUGAAAUGAGACUCUACACUAAUUUGUUUUCAUACGAAUGUGGAAUACUAGAACAGAGUAUAAGACAACUACGAGAAGACGUCACAGUAGGAAGGAAAAUAUUAGAAGUUGUUUAAGGAAAUAAAAAUUAAGCACUUUAGAAUUUACUUGUAAA
Molecule: messenger RNA, 1108 nt
Organism: Papilio polytes (common Mormon)
Lineage: Eukaryota; Metazoa; Arthropoda; Insecta; Lepidoptera; Papilionidae
Product: malate dehydrogenase-like
Exons: 1
Coding region: 72-1070 (332 amino acids)
Cellular component (GO): cytoplasm
Molecular function (GO): L-malate dehydrogenase (NAD+) activity
Source: RefSeq, a predicted model, not a curated record